AAACGCAAACAGCUGACCGCUGCCCGCAACCUGCAUCGGUAAUUCUCAACUCGUGUGUGUAAUAUUUUGAUUUUAAAUGAAAAUGUCCUUGUUUCGGCACAUACGCAGUCUGAAUGCCUUGCAAAUUCUGCGGCCAGGUCGCAGGCACUUGUCAACCGCCAGUCUUCAAUACGACCAGGAUCCCCAGCCACUGUUUACAGAUGCCGAAACGCAGAGUCUAUUGCAAUCCAUGACGCAACUACAGCUGGACAAGGUAUUCCGCAAGCGUACUGUGCCCGACAACAGCACUGAGAUGAAAUUCAUGACCCCCGACCAGCUGGAAAAGGAGUUUGUGCAGGCUAUUGAGAAGGCAAGACAUCUACUGCAAAUGCCCCCCAUAGUGAAAGUCAAAGUGGACACAGAGCGGCUUAUCUCAAAGGAUGCGGCUUUGAAGGACUUUGCUAGCACCAAAUAUGUGUUCACAGACAUCACUUACGGCCUGCCUCAGUCGGAACGGAAAGUGGUGGUGCGCGAGUCAGACGGAACACUGGCUUAUGCCAAUCUGGAGACAGUAAAACGAAUGAAUCAGCUUUAUUUCCCCCUCGAGGGGCGCAAAUCCUACAUACCACGCAUGUUCACCGACGAGGAACUGCUCAAGUCCGCCCUAGACACUCAUAAAUAUGAAUUCAUUCUGGACAGAGCCACAGUGCAGUAUGAGCCUUACGAGCCAGAGUUCCACAACAUUUUAUCCCGGGUCUUUGAGCACCUAAACGAGUCCAAGCAAUUCGAUUUAUUGCGCUCGACCCGGCAUUUUGGUCCCAUGGCCUUUUUUUACGCCUGGCACCGUUGCAUCGAUGAUCUCCUCUACGAUAUGAUUAGGCGGGAUUACCUACACAAUGCAGCAGAGCUUAUUGCCUUAAGCUAUAAAAUACAUAAAAUUCCUCUGGACUACAGGAGCACAUUGGAGCAGAUUUCGGCAUUGCGUUCAACGCCCGCGGAGAAAGCUCUUGAGGAUUUACGCAACUCUAUUCAGGCUCCAGAAGAGCGGCAACGUGUGGGAGGCAUCGAACAGGAAAUCCAUUUAGCAAUUGGCAAGACAGAAAAUGAUUUUGCCUCCGAUGAGAUUUGCCUCAAAUUCAUUGAGCAAUACAUUGCCAGCGAACAUGCCCUGAAGAAGGUGCAACUGGAACUGGCCAUUCAGACGCUCAAGGAAGUUAAUCUGGAGAAAUUACAGCUGUUCAAAGGAUUGAAAAAGGCUCAUGGUGUAAAUGUUAAUUAAAUGCUUUUAAUCUAUUGUUAAUAAAACCCUAAAAAAGUUGUAACACUAA
Messenger RNA from Drosophila willistoni, 1307 nucleotides. It is a transcript of the gene mRpS22, whose product is annotated as 28S ribosomal protein S22, mitochondrial. Gene Ontology annotation, molecular function: structural constituent of ribosome. Gene Ontology annotation, cellular component: mitochondrial small ribosomal subunit. The record is from RefSeq and is a predicted model, not a curated record. Lineage: Eukaryota; Metazoa; Arthropoda; Insecta; Diptera; Drosophilidae. The transcript has a single exon. The coding region runs from base 77 to 1258 and encodes 393 amino acids.